Molecule: messenger RNA, 1565 nt
Organism: Penicilliopsis zonata CBS 506.65
Lineage: Eukaryota; Fungi; Ascomycota; Eurotiomycetes; Eurotiales; Aspergillaceae
Exons: 6
Coding region: 221-1564 (447 amino acids)
Biological process (GO): vesicle-mediated transport; intracellular protein transport
Cellular component (GO): clathrin-coated vesicle; clathrin adaptor complex
Molecular function (GO): clathrin-cargo adaptor activity
Source: RefSeq, a predicted model, not a curated record
UGGGAUUUCUGAGAGCGUUCUUUCUCUAGACCUUUUCUUCUUGUUAUUAAUUUUAUUUUGUUUCAUUUGAUUCUGCUAGGCCACCGACAGGAAUCGAUAACUCCAGCUAGAAUGCGGAUGAUCUGAAUGAGAAGCAGCAACCCCCCGUUUCAUACCACCUAGCCGACACAUCCUCCCUGAAUCUGCCGCGUCCACCGAGUCUGGCUUGUAUCUCUCCAUCAUGGCAUCGGCGAUCUUCUUUCUCGAUCUGAAGGGCAAGACCCUGCUGGCACGCAACUACCGCGGAGACAUUCCCAUGUCCGCGGUAGAGAAAUUCCCUAUUCUGCUCAGCGAAGCCGAGGAAGAGAGCUCAGCAGUACCGCCAUGCUUCUCUCACGAAGGGAUCAAUUACCUCUACAUCCGCCAUAGCAACCUGUUCAUCCUCGCAUUGACGAAGCGAAACACAAAUGCCACCGAAAUCUUACUCUUCCUGCAUAAGAUCGUCGAGGUCUUCACGGAAUACUUCAAGGUGCUGGAGGAGGAGAGUAUCCGGGAUAACUUUGUUAUCAUCUAUGAAUUGCUGGACGAAAUGAUGGACUUUGGAUACCCGCAGACUACUGAAACCAAGAUUCUGCAAGAAUACAUCACGCAAGAGUCACACAAGCUCGAAGUCCAGGCCCGACCCCCUAUUGCAGUGACUAACUCAGUCUCAUGGCGAAGUGAAGGGAUCCGGUACCGCAAGAAUGAAGUGUUCUUGGACGUCAUCGAGUCGUUGAACCUGCUGGUUUCGGCGAAUGGAAAUGUGCUGCGAUCCGAGAUCCUUGGCGCCAUCAAGAUGAAGUGCUACCUCAGCGGGAUGCCCGAGCUCCGGCUGGGCCUCAACGAUAAGGUGAUGUUUGAGACGACCGGUCGCGCGACCCGCGGCAAGGCGGUCGAGAUGGAGGACGUCAAGUUCCACCAGUGCGUGCGGCUGUCGCGCUUCGAGAACGACCGAACAAUCAGCUUCAUCCCGCCAGACGGCGAGUUCGAGCUCAUGAGCUACCGGCUGAACACGCAGGUCAAGCCGUUAAUCUGGGUGGAAUGUCUGGUUGAGUCGCACUCAGGGUCACGGAUUGAAUACAUGCUCAAGGCCAAAGCGCAAUUUAAGCGCCGAAGUACGGCAAACAAUGUGGAGAUCUUGGUCCCUGUUCCUGAGGACGCCGACUCGCCUCGCUUCCGGACGAACAUCGGCACCGUGCACUACGCGCCCGAGAAAUCCGCCAUCAUCUGGAAGAUCAAGCAAUUCGGCGGCGGCAAGGAGUUCCUGAUGCGCGCCGAGCUGGGCCUGCCCUCGGUCAAGGGCGACGACGAGCACGGCGGCGGUAUGACCGGCGGGUUUGGCGGCAGCAUGGGCGGGGCAGGCCAUAUGGGCAAGGCCAAGCGGCCUAUCAAUGUCAAGUUCGAGAUCCCCUAUUUCACCACCAGCGGCAUCCAAGUGCGGUAUCUGAAGAUCACAGAACCAAAGCUGCAAUACCCUUCCCUCCCCUGGGUCCGCUACAUCACACAGUCUGGCGAUAUCGCCGUGCGCAUGCCAGAUGUCCAAUAAG